GAAAAUGCCUGCUUUUUUUUUGGUACGCCUACACGCAAAUAUACUUUUCUUUGCUAGGGCAAGUGUACAGCUGAGACGACAGAAGUAUCUCGACUGCAAGGCGUCUUUUGCCUUCAGCACUGUAUACACAGCUGACAGUUGAAUGAUUGAGGCUUGCUGAGGAACCACAUUCCCACACGCAGAAAGAAUCGAAGAGCUCUACCUUUCCGCGAGCCGACGUUUUUUUUAAAAAUCCUCGCGCGUUUCUCUCCGUACGCGACGGAUCUCACUGUUAACACAAUUGCCAAUAGUCAAGCGUCACAUUUAUUAAGGUUGAUACUACGCUGUAAUUGGAGCAGUUUGGCGAAGCGCAUCGUGUGUGGCUUUCUGCGCUUGUAUUCACAGCACUGUCCUAUUUGAUAUAUUAAUUAUACGCAAGGUCCUGUCCUCCUCCCCUUCCGCCUGAUAUUUCUAUUCUGUGCAUGUGCAUUGGCCGACAUUUACAGGCGCGAAACGUACAGGGGUCAACAGAAACAUCCACAGUGGUUCACACCACACGUAAUACAAAAGUAGUCGUUUCCCCCCUUUCCCGCCUCUCUCAUCGGCGGCUAUGCACUUCUCCGCCUACCCUCUCCGUCUCACGGAGCAGGAGCGAGAAAAGCUGCAGCUCGUCAUAGCUGCCCUCAAAGUCAGCGAGUACACCGAUGACGUGGACGACUUCAUGCGCCCGUACGGCAAGGAAGGUCGAAUGGAGGCUGCGAUACGAGAGUUCGUUGACACGGUCGUGGGUCUGUCCAUCGCCUCAGAUGCGAUCCCUCGUUCGGUAAAGGAGUCCCUACUCGCAAGCGAGUUGCAGGUGUCCACUGUGGUGCCGCUGCUGGAGGAGCUGUUUGAAAUUCUGCGCCGGCACAAGCGCCUCAACCCUUUUCUUCACCGCGGCGAGUUCGGAAAGCUGAUGAUGAUGCUGCAAGAUGUGCAGAAGCGGUCCGUUCAGCGUGCUUUGGGCAUCCAGAGCACACUUGUCAUCCCUGUUCGCACCGUAGGCGCCGCAUUAACUGAAAUCGGGUGUGCCGAGCUCGCCGAGGAUAAGGAGAUGCGGCGCAGGUUUCUCCGGGCGGCCGGCGCGGAGAAGCAGGCAGGAAUGCGGCAUUUUAUUGACCUCUACGGCAACGGCGACGAUGCCAAAAAGGCGGUUGUCGAGCACUGUCUUCGCAGCAUCGACGACGCAUACAACUUUAUCCAAUCCAACACGAUGCCCCUCCGUGCACUGCGCCGCUACAUUGAGCGCGACUUCGAGCCGCUGCCGUCGGAUAACCCCUACACCGUUUCUAUUCGUCACGGCCGCGAUGGGGCGUGCUUCACGCACACCCACAGCACCCACUGCCAGUACGUCAUGGAGUCGUUGCUUCUGUGGGAGAACGUGCAAAAGCACAUCUUAGAGCUUUGGGAAGUUGCGGAAAACGACAUGCUAGUCGAUGGCCGCGGUCAAUACGUUGUGACGAACACCGGCCAGGGUUUCCACCGCAUGUGUUCUGCACCGCAGAGUUGCCGUGCCAUGUCGCAACUGGUCCAGGAAACGGAGAAGCGCAUGGGUGGAUGGGUGGGUAUUAAAGUGAUCCACCUCGGCGACCGCGACGUGCCAAAUCCGCUCGUUUUCAUCGAUAAGUACACAGUGAUCCCACACAUCGUUCAGCCCGUGGUUCAGACUCUCCGUGCGCUGCGCUACGUCUUUCACGAGGAAGACGAGGAGGACGAGGGCCAGCCGCAGUUGGCGAACGAGUACAGCAACUACCCUGGCGUACGAAACCUGCUCCGCUCCAAGUACCACAGCUAUGCGGAGUUGCGGAUGAUGAUAUUGAGCGACUUUUUCAAGCACGGCUUCGAUGGUUCAGGCGACGACGGUGGCACCUGCAUCGACGGCCGCCUCACGUCUGCGUGGAAUUGGUGUCACCAGCUCAACAAGAAGCAGUACUAUGAUGCUUUCGUGCUGGGUGGAUUUUCUGGGUUUGAUUGA
Molecule: messenger RNA, 1993 nt
Organism: Leptomonas pyrrhocoris
Lineage: Eukaryota; Euglenozoa; Kinetoplastea; Trypanosomatida; Trypanosomatidae
Exons: 1
Coding region: 590-1993 (467 amino acids)
Source: RefSeq, a predicted model, not a curated record